CACAAGAAUUGAAAUACAUUUGCAUUCUGUGUAUGUAUGUGCUUCGUGAACAAAGUGGGCGAAGGGACAUUUUGUAAUCCACGAACCAGGUCCAUGACCAUGAGCGGUCGUUUCCCUGUAGCCGUAGUGGCCGCGGCUGUGCUAUUGACGUGGGUAGCGCAGCUCCGGGCGACGACGACGGUAGUGGUGGCCACGGCGAACAAACAAGCAGGGCAUGAAGCAGACCGCGUCGUCUGGGUGCCCGGGCAGCCCGCCGACGUGGACUUCCCCAUGUACUCAGGGUACGUCACCGUCGACCAUCACGCAGGCCGAGCACUGUUCUAUUGGCUUCAGGAGGUGCCUCCGAAGGCUCAGCCAGCACCGCUCGUGCUGUGGCUGAAUGGCGGGCCUGGGUGCUCGUCGGUGGCGUACGGCGCUUCCGAGGAGCGGGGCGCGUUCCGCAUCCGGCCUGACGGCGCGGCGCUCUUCCUCAACAGGUACCGGUGGAACAGAGCGGCGAACAUCCUGUUCUUGGACUCGCCGGCCGGCGUCGGAUUCUCCUACACCAACACCACCUCCGACCUUUACAACUCCGGCGACCGGAGAACAGCUCAUGAUUCGUACAAGUUUUUGGUGAAAUGGUUUGAGAGGUUUCCGCAGUACAAGUACCGCGAUUUCUACAUCGCUGGGGAGAGCUACGCAGGGCACUACCUUCCGCAGCUCUCACAGAUUGUGUACCGGAAGAACAAAGGGGUGGAGAAACCGAUUAUCAACUUCAAAGGCUUCAUGGUCGGGAACGCGGUGACGGACGACUACCACGACCAAGUGGGCACGUUCGAGUCAUGGUGGAACCACGGGCUCAUCUCCGACGCCACGUACCGGUUUCUGGAGGCCACCUGCGUGCACGACGAAAUCGAGCACGCGUCGCCACCGUGUAACGCCGCCUACGACGCAGCAACAGCGGAGCAGGGCGACAUCGACCCCUACAGCAUGUACACGCCAACGUGCAACCAGACGUCGUCGUCGUCGUCGUCGUCCACGCCCAGGAGGAUCCGGAGGCUCAAGGGCCGCUACCCAUGGAUGAGGGCAUCUUAUGACACGUGCACCGAAAGACACUCCACAGUGUAUUACAACCGCCCGGAGGUGCAACGGGCUCUCCACGCCAACGUCACCGGCAUAAACUACACAUGGGCCACCUGCAGUGACACCAUCAGCAACAACUGGGGAGAUUCACCAAAGUCCAUGCUUCAUAUCUACAAGGAACUUAUUGCAGCUGGCCUGAGAAUAUGGGUCUUCAGUGGAGACACGGACUCGGUAGUCCCCUUGACAGCAACGAGAUACUCCAUUGAUGCUUUGGACCUUCCAACUGUCGUUAGUUGGUAUCCUUGGUAUGACGACAUCAAGGAGGUUGGUGGAUGGAGCAAAGUGUACAAUGGGCUGACCUUGGUGACUGUCCGUGGGGCAGGGCACGAAGUUCCUCUCCACCGCCCCAGACAGGCGCUCAUGCUGUUUCAACACUUCUUGAAUGGGGAACCCAUGCCUAAAAAUGGAACUGCCGCGUAACUCCCAUUUAUUUUCUCAGCAUAAAUAAUGAGAAAUAUCACCUUUGGUGUGAAUGGGGAAACAAUGGAAUGAAAUCAUGAAUAAAGAUGGGCUAUCAAAUUAUCAUGGUCA
This is a messenger RNA of Sorghum bicolor (sorghum), 1653 nucleotides long. RefSeq names its product serine carboxypeptidase 2. Lineage: Eukaryota; Viridiplantae; Streptophyta; Magnoliopsida; Poales; Poaceae. Gene Ontology annotation, molecular function: serine-type carboxypeptidase activity. Gene Ontology annotation, cellular component: vacuole. The record is from RefSeq and is a predicted model, not a curated record. Gene Ontology annotation, biological process: proteolysis.